AUGGGCGACCUGCAAAAAUUCGUCCGUCAGCAUUUCUUUGAUAAUCACUGGGCAAGAGAUGUUGACCCAUCGACACUUACUUUGGAGAAAUUACGACUAAUUGACUCUGCUUUUUGCCACAUUGAUGUUAAGUCCAAAUUGUGCAUUCUCCUUUCCUUUUGCAAUUGGAAAUGCGAUUCUUCUCCCGAACUUAACAAACACAUUGAAAGCAUCUUUCUGCAAGCACUUGAUGAGGAGAAUAAUUUAGUGAAAGCCGUUGCAACGAUCUUACAUAGCAAGCAGUCGUUGAACUAUCUCAAUUUUGACAUCUCACCAACAAACGAAGCAUUUAAGAAGAACAUUGAGAAACUUUUGAAAUCAUCACACGACUGGAAGGUAGUCGAGACUCCACUCCUGGCCGAGUGUUUAGGCGACAAUGUAUUAUCUUCCGUAAAAAAGUCAACUCUACCACGAUGCUCAAGCGUCAUCGAACGAGUGUCCUCCGCUGAAACUACCUCUUCUCAUCGUCCACUCGGAUUUCGGUGUCGCGGAAAACCGCAAUCAUUAGCGUUAAAAGAUUCAUAUUUGGAGCGCUUGAGGGAUGAAUGUCAGCGUCGACGUGUUCAUGUCCCCAUACCUGGUCGUAGUUUCGCCCGUUCCGAAGAAGCGGAUGAUCCGCACGAUGUAGACCGGGCUCUGUUCCUGGCAAAUCAAUCGAACAAGAACCUCCGCGGUGGUGUCUCAAGUAAUGUACGUAAGAUCAGUUCAGAGUUACGGAAUCAUUUUGCAAAUCGAACUCAAAACUCUACUUGGUCUCGGCCCACUGGCAAAAUGCUUGAACGACCCGGAGAAAAUCGCACACCGAACGUUUCUGAGCGACUCGUGAAUCGAUCACCUGCCACUGCGAACGGUAGAAAAUCGGGAAUAAAGCUUCUAAACUUUGACGAAUUACCUGCAUUCGGUCCAAAGGCUAAACAACUCAGAAAAGAACAAAUGGAGAAAGAGCGUGAACUGAAGCGUCAUGAACGUGAGGAACGUUUCAAGGAGCAGAAGGCCGCUCGUGAGGCUGCCAAGUUAGCCCGGCAAACCGAAAGACAGGCUUUACUAGAGUCACGUCGUCAACCAGUAUCAUCGACGUGGGCUAGCAUGCUCCCUGCCGAUUUGGACGAGAGCUUUAUUUCCCCAGACCGUUCGACUGCUGCUGCUGCUGCUGCUGCAGUCGAUGAGACUAAAACACAUGCGAUGCCAUUGCGAUACCCAUUCUCUUCUGGAUCCUCAGCUACCGUUCCCUCCGCAUGCUCCGCAACUUACGUCACUUCACACCAACAUGUCGGAGGCAACUUUAUCAAUCGUCACCCUCUUUUAUCGAUGUCUUCCAGUGUGGAUGUCGUCCAAGGGGUCGCAGAUGAUGAUGACGAAGACGAUGACGACACCGAUGAAUUAAUGAUGCCAGAGCUGAACGCUAGUACCUAUAAACUUGGCAUAUCAUCUGGUUUUCGGCCGUUCAAUCCGAAUCCAAAACUCGGCCCACAACAGCCAUAUUCUCUUAACUCUAGUGUUCAAUCCUCUCUUCACCCAUCCUCUGGGACGCAGUCCGCUCCGUCGAAUGCCGGCUACAUUUCGGCUAGUCCACAGACUUCUGUUUACACUCAGGAUACACCGGCACUAACUUCGGAAUCUUUCUAUUCGACCAACCUAUUUUCCAACACCCCAGCGUCCUCUGGAAUGCAGUUGUGCUUCUUGGCCCCCCGUGCCACGACCGCUCAUGCAUCUGGCACAGGCGUCGUCAAGAUAGUACCUGCACCGGGCUCCAAUUCCCUCAUACGCAUUUUACGCCCUGUUCAGCAGCCAGUGUCGGACAAUCUCCCUUCGCAGUCAGUCUCCUCUUCCGUUUUCACUUCUUCUGAUGGCUCUGCUGUGACUUCUAAUCUGCAUCCCUGUUUGAAUUACGCGCUUACUGCCAACAGCACCCAGGGCGCUGAAUCGCGCACUGAGGCUGUCCCGCAAAGGAUGAAUCCUCCACAAUCUAUGCCGGUGUUUGCGCGCAUCAUCUCCACCGCGAGAACUGGGCCUACCGUUUCAACACCUGCUGCUGGUCCGGUUCGUAUUGCUCCUCGACCCGCUAGAUUAAUACAGUUGGCCCCGACUACCCCUAACGUUGGUGCGACCACCCCAUCAUCGUUGAGUUCUUCGCAGACGCACACCAUCUCCGUUGUACAGUCAUCCCAAUCACAGCAGCAGAACCCACAGCAAUCGCAUUUGUGUGAACCUCUCUCCGGUGCAGAGUCCGCAAAUGCAACCUGGAUGUUAAAUGGUCGACAGGUUAUUUUGACUCCGAUGGUCGGUAUGGCCUCUGCUCCAGCUGCUGCAACUCCGGUCCCAAUGUCUGUAUCGUUUAGACCCACUCUUCAGUCCCCACCAAGUGCUAAUUUUGUGCAAAUAUUGCCUCGCCCAAUGGGCACUUCCAUUGGACCCGGCAGCUUGCAGACCUACAACAUCACAGGCGCAGAGACCACUCUGCUAUCUCAACCAGUGUCUGCACCAACUAGCCAGUCGGUCCUCAUCAGGUCCGAACCGAUGUUCGUAUCCAACACCUCUGUGGCCGCACAGCAACAGCGAAACUUGUUGUUCACUUCCCAAACUACCCAACCUACCAUAACCGCCACCAUGGGUCCGUCACUCCGUGCUGCUUCCACGUUGGUGUUGCCCAAUUCGUCGGACACUACGACUCUCUUAAGCCUACCUUCGGGAGUCAAAAUUCAGGAUGAUUUAUGCUUAACAGAAGCGCAGCUCAAUUCAGUACGAAAUUUGUUCCAAGGGGCUAAUCGUGUUUCUCGACCGGAAAAGGCCAUGAUUAUAUCAUUCAUAGCCGGUGCAAGAGGUAAUCCUAAUCCGGAAGCAGGGAAUACCGUACGUAUUCGUCUGAGCGAAUAUCGUGAAUGUGUACUGAAUCAGGCCACCGGCCAGCUUGUAGAUGUGGCCGCCGACACCUACCUACACAUGGACUAUUCAACUGGGACCACUACGGAAUCCAUCAAAGGCAGCUACUUCAACCAAAUCCUAUCUUCCAUAAAGAUAACCAAAAUUAGCAGUUUAGUAGGAUAUUUACAGAACGGAAUCGACCACACAUCGCACCCCUUGAUACAAUCUUGUCGGUUGAUCCAAAAUACACAUCGCGCUUCCGAUUAUGUACAUCUGCCUGCCAAAAGUUCCGUGCCAGAGGGCUUUAUUGGCCCACUGUGCAGAGCAGAAUACGAACAACUUCACGCACGAACCGAUAAACCAGAUCUACUCGCUGAGGCGAAAGCCGAGGCAAAUGAACAAAUCGAAUUUGAACGGACAGAUGAACGAGAAGCCACUCAAGCCGCUCGUGAGGCAUGGACACCAAAACAACCGCCGUACAUUGAUGCACAUUUCUCCACUUGGACCAUAUCGUCCAGAGUGAGCUUGAGUCAGUUAUAUCUUGGUGGUAAAAUGCCUCCGCCACCUACUGCAGCAUGGGGUCGACGAUUACAGCGGGACUACACUGCUGAUGAUUAUGAAGAAGAGAUGAAGUAUAUGCGAACGCGUGCUGAGAAUGAGAUCAAGUUUGACAUUGGCGAACUCUCACCCAUCCGCUACGCUAUCCAUGUUCAGGUGGCUUCCACCUACUCGGAGAGCCUAAUGGUAUCCUCUAUGGCAGAGGACUAUUACUGCAUCGCUGGGUAUGUCGGAUGGUGCGAUUUAUCCGAUCCAGGUCUUCCGGAUCAUCUUCAGCGCUUGAAUACUGAUCCACUCCUUGUCGGUUUACGAUACGAUAUAAGUGAUAUUGAUGGGGAGUAUUUACUGGAUCCAAUGGUAGAUAGCAAUCUUGCUGCUAUCGAACAUUUGGCCCUACCCUUCGACCUUGCUGUUGGACCCCACCAACUUCGCCACGCCUGUCAUUUGGCCUAUCGUCAUCCUCGAAUGAAACUUGUGCUCAAUCACUGCGGACUUCCAGUGGAAUAUACAGCCUCUCGGGCAGGAAGCAACUUGGCUCUGUCGAACUGGCGUUCCGACUUGGAAUUUCUCAGCCGGUAUCCGAACGUGCUUUGCAAGGUGACGGGCGCCACUGGAUGCAUAAGCAACUCGGAUACUGAUCAGUGGUGUGCCGUCUCCGCCCUGUCCCACGCCAUCGGCUGCUUUGGUCCGGAUCGAUGCAUUUUCGGAUCGGGUUGGCCCAUAUGUCGACUUUUCAGCCCUCAUCAGACUGGUUGGCCCGAACAAGGCAUGUUGGCUACCUCCGUGGAAGUUGGCGAAGUCGCAGGAGAGGUGGCAGCCAAACGAUCCCGUGGCUCAGUCCCAUUGUCCAUGCUGAAUUUGUGGGAGACAGCUCGUCUGGUCGAGUACUCCAUGGGUGAAGCUGGUUACGGUGCUGUGGAGGACAAGCACAAGGUGUUCUCCACAAAUGCUCAGUCUGUGUACAGUUUGACGAUUCGACCCUAUGGUUCCUGUCCGCUUCAGGUUCCACAAAUUCAUUGAACAAGACAUCACUUGUACAUCAAUAUAUGCCUUCAUGAAAAGCA
Messenger RNA from Dicrocoelium dendriticum, 4523 nucleotides. Lineage: Eukaryota; Metazoa; Platyhelminthes; Trematoda; Plagiorchiida; Dicrocoeliidae. The record is from the annotation of a GenBank genome assembly.